ACUUGGCGGAGAUGGGGCUGCUUGUCGCUUUCAUUCUAGGCAAAACGAGAGGGAAAGAAAGUGACGCCUGUUGUGAUUGGCUGGGGAAGGUGGCGGCUAUCGCCGGUUUUCAAGAGACCGAGGAAGCGCGGGGGUGCCUGUCAGGGAUCUCGGGUUGUCCCUCCCCCACCUUUCCGUUAGUGCCAGUGAGGCGGGGAACGGCGGUUGGGGGGGCACGCGCCAAACGGCUGCGUUGAUGGGGCUGUGCUUUGAGUGCCGCUCGCCCCGCACUGGCAGAGAAGAGGGGAAGGGAAAUUAGGAUUGUUCAGUACCUGGAGGACGCCCACCUGUGCAGGGGGGAGGAAGACGGGGCACCGAAAAGCACCCAACAUUCACAGCAACAGUAACUUUUCCCUCCGCCUUGAAACCAGGCAGACCCACCACGCCACAUUCACUGUCUGUUCGCCCUGCUUAUCCCUAUAUAAUUCCUCCAGUGGUCCCAAAGCGACCCCUGCUUCUCUCAUAAGCCUCUAGAGGCACACCUUUUCCCCUAGGGUGCCUCAGCCACUGGCUGCGGUCCUUCCCCUCUCUGGGUGCCACCGCUGCAGCCGCUGUUGCUGCCCCUCCCCUGGCCAGGUCCAUGGCACACCCGCAGCAGCGCGACACCUGCUCACACUGUGAACUGGACGCUGGGGACUGUGGAGAAAUGAGUCUCAGGAAAGUGGCUCUCAUCACGGGCAUCACCGGCCAGGAUGGCUCAUACUUGGCAGAGUUCCUGCUGGAAAAGGGCUACGAGGUGCAUGGAAUUGUCCGUAGAUCCAGCUCUUUUAACACUGGACGGAUUGAACAUCUCUACAAGAAUCCACAAGCUCACAUAGAAGGAAACAUGAAGCUGCAUUAUGGAGAUCUCACAGAUAGUACGUGUCUGGUGAAGAUAAUUAAUCAAGUAAAGCCUACAGAAAUUUACAAUCUUGGAGCCCAAAGCCAUGUCAAGAUAUCUUUUGAUUUAGCAGAAUAUACAGCUGACGUAGAUGGAAUUGGUACUUUACGUCUCUUAGAUGCUAUCAAGACCUGUGGUCUUAUUACCUCUGUGAAGUUCUACCAAGCCUCAACUAGUGAACUUUUUGGAAAAGUGCAAGAAAUACCACAAAAAGAGACUACUCCUUUUUAUCCCAGAUCACCAUAUGGGGCAGCCAAACUGUAUGCUUAUUGGAUUGUAGUCAACUUCAGGGAGGCCUACAAUCUCUUCGCUGUGAAUGGUAUUCUCUUCAACCAUGAAAGUCCCAGGAGAGGGGCUAACUUUGUAACUCGGAAAAUUAGCCGUUCGGUUGCUAAGAUCCACCUUGGGCAACUGGAAUUUUUCAGCUUGGGCAAUUUGGAUGCCAAAAGGGACUGGGGUCAUGCCAGGGACUACGUUGAGGCUAUGUGGCUGAUGUUGCAAGUGGAUGAACCAGAAGACUUUGUGAUAGCCACUGGGGAGGUCCACAGUGUUCGUGAAUUUGUGGAGAAGGCAUUUGAGCAUAUUGGAAAAACCAUUGAGUGGGAAGGCAAGAACGAAAAUGAAAUAGGUCGAUGCAAAGAAACUGGGAAGAUCCAUGUGACUGUUAAUCUCAAAUACUACAGACCAACUGAAGUGGAUUUUCUUCAAGGCGACUGCACGAAAGCAAAACAGAAACUCAACUGGAAACCCAGAGUCACUUUUGAUAAACUGGUGAAGGAGAUGGUGGAGGCAGACAUAGAGCUUAUGAGGAACAACCCCAAUGCAUGAACCUUCUCCAGCUCCUUUCGUGGAGCAGUCACGGCAGAAGCGCCAACGACAAGUCCGGAUUCUAAACGUCAAAGAUGCCAUUGGCAAGGGUGGGGAGUACAAUCAUUUCAGUGGGUAUCGGAUGAUUUGCAGCCCUUUUAUUUUUCUGUGCUCAACAGAUCGAUUUUUUCUUCCCAAAUCUAAAUCAUGCAUUAGACUUUACACUCCUUGUAGAAGUAGACUGAAGUGAUGGUGCUGUUUCUCCUAAUCAGAAAGACAAGAAAGUCUGAAUUAUGUACACAUUUGGACACUAGCCAUUCCAGUUCCUUUUCUUCUGAUAUUAAAGAUACCUUUCCAUAA
This is a messenger RNA of Sphaerodactylus townsendi, 2086 nucleotides long. It is a transcript of the gene GMDS, whose product is annotated as GDP-mannose 4,6-dehydratase. The record is from RefSeq and is a predicted model, not a curated record. The transcript is spliced from 11 exons. NCBI's taxonomy places the organism in Eukaryota, Metazoa, Chordata, Lepidosauria, Squamata, Sphaerodactylidae. Gene Ontology annotation, biological process: GDP-mannose metabolic process. Bases 620 to 1747 code for a protein of 375 amino acids. Gene Ontology annotation, molecular function: GDP-mannose 4,6-dehydratase activity.